AUGAAAGAAUUAUCUCCACGUUCAUCAUCAUCAUCAACUGUAGGUAUUUCGUCAAGAAUAAUAGGUCAAGAAGAUGAAACUCUCGAGUUAAAUCUAUCAAAUGUAGUAAAUAAUAGUAGCAACAUUGACGUAACUAGUAGCGAACUCUUACCAAAUCAUUCAUAUCAUCAGUCAAAUGGAACGCCAUAUUUGCUUGAGCUGGGGUUAUCAAAAUCUCUUAUGUCUCUUGUAUGGCUUGCAGGUCCAUUGGCAGGCCUUCUUGUACAACCUGUAGUUGGCGCACUUUCAGACAAUUCUACUUCAAAAUUUGGUCGCCGGAGGCCUUAUAUUGUUGUUGGUAGUAUUGCUGUUGUGUUUGCUUUCAUAUCUAUUGGUUGGACAAAAGAGAUUGUAAACUUAUUUUUCAGUGAUGAAAUAAUGGUUAACUUUAUUGCUAGGUGGUUGGCCGUUUUCUCCCUUUACGUUCUUGAUUUUGCUAUUAAUGCCGUAAUGGCAGGUUGUCGAGCUUUAAUCGUUGAUUCCUUACCACCUUCACAACAAGAAGAAGGUACGGCAUGGGCCGGUAAAAUGGUAGGGGUAGGAAGUGUUAUAGGUUAUUUUAUGGGAUAUAUUGAUUUGGUCAAAGUCUUUCCUUUCUUGGGUAGAAAUCAAUUGCAAGUGCUUUGUGUUCUUGCAAGUAUAAUACUACUCGCUUCUGAUGCAUUAACAUGUUGGGCCAUCCCUGAAAAAGUAUAUAAAAGCAGUUCAAGUUCACCGAUACCAAUAUGGAAAUCUAUUCAAGAAGUAAUUUAUUCAAUUGCAAAAUCAUUUAAUUCUCUUCCAAAAAAAAUUCAACUAUUAUGCAAUGUUCAAUUAUUCGCUUGGAUGGGUUGGUUCCCAUUCUUAUUUUAUACAACAUCAUGGGUAGCUGAAAUUCAUAAACGUACAACGCAACCAGGGUCAAGCGAGGAGGAAGCUAAAAGAGCUGGUUCAUAUACUUUAUUAUUGUUUUCCAUAGUAAGUAUGGCUGCAUCAUUUAUACUACCUUUUCUAGUAACUUCUUCUGUCUCAACUCCUUCAAAAUUUGCUUGGAAACAAUUUUUGAGAUUACCUUUGGUAUUUUUAACUUUACCAAAAUUAUGGACAUUAUCCCAUUUUAUAUUUGCUUUCACAAUGUUGGCUACUUGGACUGUUUCAAAUAUGUUUCUAGCUGAUUUAGUAAUUGGUUUAUGUGGUAUAUCUUGGGCUGUUGCUAUGUGGGCUCCUUUUUCAAUUAUCGGUGAAUUUGCUUCAAAACGAACUAAAGUUGGUGGUAGUAAUAAUAACACUGCUUUUACUACUUCAAGGAAUGUUUCUUUAACAAGAUUAGACCUAAUUGGUUCUGUACAUAGAACUGAUGAUGACGAUGUAGAAUAUGAAGAAUUAGAAAAUAUGCGUGAAGUCUCUGUUGCAGAUGAUCAUAACAUGGAAGAUAUGCAAUUUUUAAAUAAUAAUCAAUGUGAUGAUGGCUCAAUUCGAAGAGGUAGAUCUAUGCAUAAUGAUCAAUCUAAUAAUGGAUCUGAUGCCGGAAUAUUAUUAGGGAUUCAUAAUAUAUAUAUUGUCGUACCACAAUUUAUUGCUACAUUUUUUAGUAGUAUAGCUUUCGCUUUAUUAGAGCAUCAAACUAGCAACAAUCUUGGAAAUGGUAAUGAGACUGCAAAUGAUGCAUUGAACACACAAGCACAUGCAGAUGUUAAUGCUGGUGUUGAUUCUAUCGGAUUUGUGCUAAGAUGUGGAGGCUGUAUGGCUAUUGUAGCCGGAUUUUUGAGUAUGAAGUUAUGGAAAUGA
Dentiscutata erythropus is the source of this 1806-nucleotide messenger RNA. Lineage: Eukaryota; Fungi; Glomeromycota; Glomeromycetes; Diversisporales; Gigasporaceae. The record is from the annotation of a GenBank genome assembly.